Messenger RNA from Penicillium angulare, 1224 nucleotides. Its product is annotated as bZIP transcription factor. Bases 1 to 1224 code for a protein of 407 amino acids. The transcript has 3 exons. Gene Ontology annotation, molecular function: DNA-binding transcription factor activity. Gene Ontology annotation, biological process: regulation of DNA-templated transcription. NCBI's taxonomy places the organism in Eukaryota, Fungi, Ascomycota, Eurotiomycetes, Eurotiales, Aspergillaceae. The record is from RefSeq and is a predicted model, not a curated record.
AUGGCUGAGACGAAUCCACCCACAGCAGAGCCGCGAAAAAGAGGUCGCCCCCGGACCAUCACUGAUGAUAAAGAAAUCCCAGAGAGACGGCGCAAACAGCUUCGAGUAGCCCAGCAGGCUUAUCGGAAGCGAAAAGAAACAACCAUCAAUAAUCUACAGACACGUGUGGACGAACUAGAAUCUGGCAUCGAGAAGCUUAGCCAGUCAUUUCUUUCUUUCAGUAAUCUGUUACUGGAAGAAAGCAUACUAGAAUAUCAUCCACGGAUUACAUCUGCAUUCCAAGAAAUUACACAUCAAUGUGUUUCGCUCGCUAAGCAGGGCUGUGACGAGUCAGAUGAUGAAAAUGCUCCUGCGGGAAUCUUGCAAGGGGUUUCGAGCCAAAGAACUGCUACAGAAAAAAUAGAUGUCGAUCUUGAUUUUAGCACAGAAUUCAACGGGGCAGCUGCUGUUUUUCAAUCUGAAAGUUCAACUUCAACGUCAUCUUCGCCUCCUACCCCCGCCCCGAGUCACUGGGCAGAUCUGUCGCUCCCACUUACGCCACCUGACCAGGAACAAGCCAUGUAUCCUUUUGAUUCUUUUCUCUCGGGAUCAAGUGUACCACUUUCAUUACAGAGUCCGGGAUUAACAGUUUCUCCGGCUAAUUUAAUGAAUCAGAGACAGUGGAGUCUCUCGCAUCGAAUUGUGCGACAGUGCAGCCAUAAUGGAUAUAAGCUACUUGUCUAUUCUCCACAUGAUGACGCGAGGAUAAAGGCUGUUUUUGGUCAUUUAUUAACAGAUGCUCAACUAGAAUGGAGCAUAAAGGGCAUGUAUAGUGCCAUUGUUGACGAGGUAGGGGAUACGCUAGACUCUAGGUCUAAAGUGCUGAGUCCUGCGUAUCCCAUGAGAGAUGCCUUCUCCUUGGGCAUGAUUGACCAGGUGACAAGAUCCGGUCAGCUAGUUGCAGCUUCUGUAGCCGGAGAAUGGAUGGAUGCUAGUGGGGUGCAGAAGCUCAUACAGGAAAGGGGCAUUGAUAUACAACCAGAUUUAUCGCAAAGUUGUGGUUUUCGAGUAAAUCCUGCUGGCUCCCUUGACGUCGGAAAAUUUAUAAGCAUUCUCUGCAGUGAUGUUGUGUGCGUUGGUCCAGGUCCAGCAUUUAGACGAAAGUCUGUUGAAAGAGCAUUGCUACGAGCCACUCAGUCUACUGGCACGUGGGCAUAUACUCCAUUAUUUCCCAUGCCAGAUUGA